Notolabrus celidotus (New Zealand spotty) is the source of this 2749-nucleotide messenger RNA. It is a transcript of the gene gpr37a, whose product is annotated as G protein-coupled receptor 37a. The transcript is spliced from 2 exons. Bases 4 to 1737 code for a protein of 577 amino acids. Lineage: Eukaryota; Metazoa; Chordata; Actinopteri; Labriformes; Labridae. Gene Ontology annotation, cellular component: signaling receptor complex; plasma membrane. Gene Ontology annotation, molecular function: G protein-coupled peptide receptor activity; prosaposin receptor activity. Gene Ontology annotation, biological process: adenylate cyclase-inhibiting G protein-coupled receptor signaling pathway; positive regulation of MAPK cascade. The record is from RefSeq and is a predicted model, not a curated record.
UACAUGAUGCUGCUUCCAUUCUCGUGGGUACUGUACUCGUGGCUCUGCAGUGAGGCCGUGGCGAGUCAGCUCCACUGGCAGAAAACAAAGACCACUUUCAGCCCUCAUUAUGAAUCCGACCCCGCUGAAAGGAAUGCGCAGAGCCGGAGAUGGCGCACAGUUAUUGGGCAGGACAAUGGGGGGACGAGUGGUGUAAGAGCGCAGGACUCUUGGCUGGAUUCUGUAAAACUCUCUGAUCUGCAGGGGAAACAGACUCCACGGCGCGCUGUGCGUAAAAGCGACGCGCAAACUGUACCUGGAGCUUUACGCACGGAUGUACACAAGCAUGAUAAGCCGGGGAGGGGUGGGUGCCCUCCAGGAGAGGUACAUACACGAACCCCGCAUGGCAGCACAUGCAGAACCGGGAGGACCGGACACAGCCGGCGGCAGAGGCGGAGCGCAAAGCCCGGUAGGACGAAAAGGAGCGACGCGUUGGAAGCUCUGCCUGCAGCCAUGGCUCAGGAACAAGAGGCCGAGUUCCCCCUGGGACUCAACACCAGUGACUACGAGGAGGAGUACCCGCUACCAGACUUCCCCGACACCACGCCGGUCGUGCCGGGGGACACGCGGAGGAAGCAGGUGAAGAACCCGUUCUAUCCGGUCACCGCGGAGUCCUACGGCGCGUACGCGGUCAUCAUCAUCGCCGCCGUCAUCUUCAGCGUGGGGAUCAUCGGGAACGUGUCCGUCAUGUGCAUCGUCUGUCACAACUACUACAUGAGGAGCAUCUCCAACUCGCUGCUGGCCAACCUCGCGCUCUGGGACUUCAUCAUCAUCUUCUUCUGCAUGCCGCUCGUGGUGUUUCACGAGCUCACCAAGAACUGGCUGCUGGGGGAGUUCUCGUGCAGGAUCAUCCCCUACCUGGAGGUGGCUUCCCUCGGGGUCACGACCUUCACGCUCUGCGCUCUCUGCAUCGACCGUUUCCGAGCCGCCACCAACGUACAGAUGUACUACGAGAUGAUCGAGAACUGGGCGUCCACCACGGCCAAGCUCGCCGUCAUCUGGGUGGGCGCUCUGCUGCUGGCGCUGCCCGAGCUGUUGAUCCGACAGCUGGUCACCGAGGACGGCGACCCGCCCGACGUGGCUCCGUGCGAGCGCUGCGUCGUACGGAUCUCCACCGACCUACCGGACACGCUGUACGUGCUGGGCCUGACGUACGACGGCGCCCGCCUGUGGUGGUACUUCGGCUGCUACUUCUGCCUGCCGACGCUGUUCACCAUUCUCAGCUCGCUCGUCACCGCGCGCAAGAUCCGCCAAGCAGAGCGGGCGUGCGUCCGCGGCAGCAAGAAGCAGAUCCAGCUGGAGAGCCAGAUGAACUGCGCCGUGGUGGCGUUGGCGAUCCUCUACGGCUUCUGCAUCAUCCCUGAGAACAUCUGCAACAUCAUCAACGCGUACAUGGCCGCCGGCGUUCCCAGGAAGACCCUGGACAUCCUGCACCUGGUCAGCCAGCUGCUGCUCUUCUGUAAGUCCGCCGUGACGCCGGUGCUGCUGUUCUGCCUGUGCCAGCCGUUCACCAGAGCCUUCCUGGACUGUUGCUGCUGCUGCUGCGACGAGUGCGGCACGCCUCGCUCCCCGGCCACCGCCACCAGCGACGUCGAUAACGAGUGCACCACCACCGAGCUGGAGCUGUCGCCAUUCAGCACCAUCCGCAGGGAGGCGUCCACUUCUGCUGGGUACGCCGCCGUGGGGACGCACUGCUGAGGCGGACUGUGAUCAGAAACAUGGAGGACGAGUCGAGGCUGUAAACGUCUGAGACAUUAAACUGCAAACUCUGGAGCUCACUGGUGUUUACUGACGGACUGAAGGAGGUACUGUUUGUCUCUUCACUGUUUACAAAGUUUAUAUCUGAAAGAACUCAGUCUGUAUUAGAUACAAACGUUCCUAUGUGUAGUUCUUUUCAUUAACUCACCAGUAUUUCUACUGAAAGUGCACUCGGUCGUAUUUUUGUUCUCACUGUUUGUGACAGAAGCUGAGAGCAGACAUGGACCCUGGUUAGACCGUACACCCUGUUCCUUUUUCUAAGUAUCAGCAACAAAGAAAAUCAUCAUCACCAGUGGCCAUCAACAUCAUCUUAAGCAUCGAAUAACAAAGAGCUGGGUCUAAAACGUUCUUAAAUGUUGAACUGGACUCUCCACCUUGAAUGCAGUGCCUCGUUCCACCACCGAGGGACAACAGAAGACUAGAAUCCAGAUUUUGGAGUCUGAAGGCCAAAUUUGUUUCCGGUCUGUCUCUGAUCUGUCACAGCACCAGAUCUGAUAGGUUUCUAUUCUAGACAAUGUGUUAACUUCCACUGGAUCCAGCAGGUCAGAGCCCUCCGGAUCAGAUACGCAAGACUUCUAUUUUUAAAGAAGACUAAAAAGACGUUUUAUAAGAAAUAGAGCCCGGGUCAAAGACUUAAAGCCUCAAAGCCUCAAAGACUCAAAGACUCAAAGACUCAAAGACUCAGACCUCUUGACUCUGAGUACGCUGGAGCUGAGGAGUGAUUUAGGAACGAUCUUAGGCAGAGUUUAGACGUAGCAGCUGUUACGGCCAAAUUCCACCAGAUCCGUCUCCGAUCUGUCACAGCUCUGAAUCUGAUCGGUUUCUAUUCUACUCAAUGAGUUAACUUCCACUGGAUCCGCUCCGUUGCGUUCCGGCUGCAUCUCUCAUCCAGCAGCUUGGAGUCCAACAAUCUCAACAGAGCAGAUGGAGCGGGACAGGAAGUCAGGUUUCA